GUCAGAUAGCGCAGUUAUCCGCUAAUGUCGUCUUCGGAAAUUCGGAACACGAACAAGUUAUUUCGGAUUAAAUGACAUUUCUUAUAAAGUUUGUAUUGAACACAGAAAAGUAUUACCACUAAUUGUAAGAUAUGUAGUUAUAUAAAAGUGUAUAAAAUUCCUCAGUAUAAUAGACUAUUCUACUUUUAAAUUAUUAUUAACUGUGUAUUCAGAUGUUUAUGUAAAAAUGCUCUCAAGAUUCCAUCACUAUCAUGGUUCUAAUAUUAUUUUAUUUGAAGACAAUACUGUAGCUUACAGAAAAGCAAGUUUUGCUGAUGGAUUGACCUUUAGUGAAAAACCACUCCUCCCAGGUGAAAUAUUCCUAGUCGAGAUAGAGAAAACUGAAAGAGGAUGGAGUGGUCAUAUGCGUUUAGGAUUGACGCUUUUAGAUCCACAGAGUGCCGCACUUGGUGACGGGGGUCUACCACAAUAUGCUCUUCCAGAUCUGGCGAGUACUGGUAUGUCAUGGAUAUUUCCAAUUUCGAAAUCUCAGAAUAAUGUUUUGAUUGAACUAGUCAAUCAAGGAGAGCUUGGAAGGCGAGAAAAUGAACCUCGCGUAUCUGUCUUGGGAGAUGGCCACAGUGUAAGAACUCCACGAGGCUAUAUAUCUAAGACAAUUCUCAAACCUCAAACACUUACUCAAAAUGGUACACCACAAGGUAUUUUACCUAUGGAUGCUGGAAGUCGCAUAGGUGUUAUGUUUGUGCCUUGUCCCAAAACAGACAGUGAAGACAGUGAACUGGCUGAAAUGCAUUUUAUAAUAAAUGGUGUAGACCAGGGACCAUGUACUAAGGCCAUACCUUAUAAAAGAGGGCCUUUGCAUGCUGUUAUAGAUGUUUAUGGAACUACAAAGCAAGUGAAAAUUGUGCAGCUAUAUGGAGUGAAAACACUUCAGAAUGUGUGUAGAGAUGCAAUACUUCAAUAUGUUAACAAUGGAUCAGUGAAAACAUUGCCUCUGCCCAAGUGCUUAAAGGACUUCUUACUUUCUUAAAAUACUAUUGCUUAAAGCAGCUUUUGUUUUAUGGUGAAGACAAUAAUAAUAAAUUAUGUAGCACAACAUAAUUUUGUAAUCUCUAAUGAAUUCGCUGGGUGAUAUUUUAACAGUGAAAAGAACUUUCAAGAAAAUGGGUUUUAUGCAGAAAAUGAAUAAAAUGGAAUAUUUUAGUGUUUAUUUUUCAUUAAGAGAUAGGUUGCAUCAAAGUGAUCUGUUAUUUUGUUAUUAAAAUUGUUAUGAUGAAACAAAUGAGUAGAUAGUGGUUAAAAAUGUAAUACCUGAACUUUACAUACAUUCUUCUGUUAUCAUAUUAUGUGAAUACUUACUACUUCAAAGUAUGAAUGUUUCAGUAUGACUGUGCAAUCACGGAGACUGAAUGGUUAUUUGUACAAGAUUGUACAUACUUGAGUCAUCAAUAUUUGUUCUGUAAUAUUUAAUUGUUUAUGUACAUAUAUUUCUCUCCAUGGAAUAAAUAUGAUGUUUUGAUGGGAUGAGCUGUUGUUUCAUCCAUUUAUUUAUAGCAAUUUUUAUUUUAAACUCUGUCUUUGUGUAUGUAUAUAAUGAAGUAAUGAAGAAUAUAAAAUGAAGCUUCAUUUCAUUAAAUUUAUUCUUUUAUAAGUUUAUUAUUU
This is a messenger RNA of Chilo suppressalis (striped riceborer), 1662 nucleotides long. The record is from the annotation of a GenBank genome assembly. NCBI's taxonomy places the organism in Eukaryota, Metazoa, Arthropoda, Insecta, Lepidoptera, Crambidae.